CAAGGGCGCGCGGCACCCGCGCCCCGCCGGCCCCGCCGCCGCCGCCCCGAGCGCUCCGCACGGCCCGGCUCCGCCGCUGCCGCCGCCGCGCCUCUUCCCGGCGGCGCACCAUGCCGGCCGACCUGAUGGAGAAGAGCAGCGCCUCGCCGGUGGCCGCCACCCCCGCCAGCGUCAAUGCGACGCCCGACAAGCCGAAGACGGCGGCGGAGCACCGCAAGUCCUCCAAGCCUAUCAUGGAGAAGCGGCGGCGGGCGCGCAUCAACGAGAGCCUGGGGCAGCUGAAGACGCUCAUCCUGGACGCGCUGAAGAAGGAUAGCUCCCGGCAUUCCAAGCUGGAGAAGGCCGACAUUCUGGAGAUGACCGUCAAGCACCUGCGGAGCCUCCAGCGAGCCCAGAUGACUGCUGCCCUGAGCACAGACCCCACAGUACUGGGCAAGUACCGAGCUGGCUUCAGCGAGUGCAUGAACGAGGUGACGCGGUUCCUCUCCACCUGCGAGGGCGUCAACACUGAGGUGCGCACCCGGCUCCUGGGCCACCUGGCCAGCUGCAUGACCCAGAUCAACACCAUGAACUACCCUGCGCCCCCCCCGCCGCCCCCGUUGCCACCAGCCGCAGCCUUUGGGCCACCUCUGGUUCCUCCAGGCGGUGGCGUGGGGCCGCUCCCGGGCAUGCCCUGCAAGCCGGGUGCCGAUGCAGCCAAGGUGUACGGUGGCUUCCAGCUGCUGCCGGCCUCUGAUGGGCAGUUUGCCUUCCUCAUCCCCAGCGCUGCCUUUGCUCCUGGUGGAGCUGUGCUGCCUCUGUAUGGUGGCCCGCCCACAGCUGCCACUGCUGCCUCGCCGCCAGGCCCGCCACCCGGCACAGCCGACUCAGUCUGGAGACCCUGGUGAGGGUGGCGGGCACCGGACUGGACUUGGCUCUGCACCCCGUGCUGCUGGCACGGCUGUACAUAGAUUAUAUGUUCAUAUUGGAUUGUGCCUUUGUACCAUAGCACUCCCUUGACAGUGUUUCGUGUUUUACACGAGAUCUUUUUUUCUUCCUUUCCUCCCCUUCCUUAUGUGACACCAAAGAUUGGGGGUUUGUUUUUUGGUUGGGUUUUUUUUUUUUUUUUGAAUGCUCUUAAAAUAAAAGUUUCCCU
Molecule: messenger RNA, 1135 nt
Organism: Poecile atricapillus (Black-capped chickadee)
Lineage: Eukaryota; Metazoa; Chordata; Aves; Passeriformes; Paridae
Gene: HES1
Product: hes family bHLH transcription factor 1
Exons: 4
Coding region: 111-887 (258 amino acids)
Biological process (GO): regulation of neurogenesis; Notch signaling pathway; negative regulation of neuron differentiation
Cellular component (GO): nucleus
Molecular function (GO): RNA polymerase II cis-regulatory region sequence-specific DNA binding; protein dimerization activity; DNA-binding transcription factor activity, RNA polymerase II-specific
Source: RefSeq, a predicted model, not a curated record